UGCGAGCCUCGACGGAGUGCGGAUAAGUUAUUUCAUCCGCGACAUAGUGCGCCCGUAACUUAUUUCGUAGCGUUUGAUCGUAGCUUCAUUUUUCUUGUUGUUUAUUAUUGUAGAAAGUGUUUAAUAUUUUUAAUUUAUUUUGUUUACUAAAAAUGAACAUAAAAUGAAGACUUAAAAGGUAAAUAGUUACUAUUGAAAAAUUUACAUAAUCGGGACGUUAAUAACGUGCGAAAAAAAUAAAAUUGAAGUGUUCAUAACUAUAUUAAUUUUGAAAUAAUAAAUGGGGUAAUAAAAUGACCUUACCCUUAAUAUAGCGCGAAAUGUUUUCUUUAUUUUACCAGCAAUCGGCUGAAAAUAAUCAAUUGCGAGUGAAACUUUUGCAGCUAAGAAGUCGAAACUGUGUGUACAAUGUCUGGAGAACAGUGAGCUCUAACAAGCUGGCCAUCCGAACUUGUUAAGCGUGUCUGAGCGACGGCGGACGCAUAAUUCUGUGGGCACAGUUCCUCAUCGAACAUCAGACACUUUCAACUUGUUCGUGGCUUAAGAACAAACUAGGAUCACAUUACCGCAUGGGUAUAUUGGCAGCUCAGAUUAUUCCUAAAUAAUAAUAAUUAUCCGCAAUGGAAACGAAUUCUUUAGGCCGUAAUCGACAGACACCCGCAGCCAGGAACCACAUCAUCUACACCGAUCACAAAGGAAGAAAGAUCCCUUACGCCGACAAGAUCACCCCAGAACCGAUCCUCAACAACAAUGCGGGUCGAGAUACAAAGGCGGACUCGAUCAGGAACAGUUAUAAUAGCCAAUUCAAAGUUGGCAUUUACGGCUGGCGAAAGAAAUGUCUCUACAUUCUUGUCAUGGCGCUCAUGCUUAUGUUGAUUAUCAAUCUCGCGCUGACGCUCUGGGUUUUGAAAGUAUUGGAUUUCAAUUCGGAAGGAAUGGGACAACUUCGUAUCGUGCCGGGCGGCUUGCAAUUAUUAGGACAGGCUCUUUUUUUGGACUCGCUGUUUGCAUCUAGCGUAAAAUCCCGACGAGGACAACCUAUUUCAAUCGAAUCAUCUAGAAACUUUACAGUGUCAACGCGAGAUGCACUCGGGAUGAUUCAAAGUAGAUUAUUUUUAGGUCACGACCGCUUAGAAGUCAACGUGGCUCGUUUGGAAGUACGGGACUCCCGUGGCACUUUAUUAUUGGGUGCAGGACAUGACGCAGUGUCAAUCGGAGCAGAAAACCUAGUCGUUGCAAGUCCGGCAGGGGUUACUUUCAAUUCAGCUGUACAAUCGCCACUUGUUAAGGCACCACCAUCUAAGCAAUUAAUAUUGGAAUCACCCACCCGAUCGCUGGAAAUGCAUGCAGCGCAAAGCAUAGCGCUCGAGUCACGCGCUGGUGACAUAAGCGCCAGCUGUCUAUCCACCUUCCGCCUGCGUUCCAUCGCCGGUUCGAUUCGAUUAGAUGCUCCGAAUAUAUACAUGCCGAAAUUAAAAUCAGCGUUACCGUUGCCACCUUCGGGGUCACACAGCCACGACCCACAUCAUCAGAACAUUUACCAAUUAUGUGCUUGUGCUAACGGAAAAUUGUUCCUAGCGCCCCCCCACGGCGUUUGCGCUGCGAGAGAAGAGAGCUUAAUCUGUCGAUGAUGAUAUAUAACAGACAUAUAAGGUGUGUAGAAUAGUAUAUACUAUAAUAUUGUUAUGUAUAACUAAUUAAUACUGUACUGAAUUAUACCAUUUUAAACAUUAUGCGUCGUAGGAAGAUACUAGUAACUAUUUCUUGAUAUAGUCAAUUAUAUAAAUCGGAGCUGAAUUAUGGUUGUAUAAAUAAUUUGUGUUUAUUGGGUAGAAUAAAAUAUUGAAUUUAACUCGGA
This is a messenger RNA of Vanessa tameamea, 1858 nucleotides long. RefSeq names its product delta-sarcoglycan-like. The transcript has 7 exons. The record is from RefSeq and is a predicted model, not a curated record. Gene Ontology annotation, biological process: heart contraction. The coding region runs from base 621 to 1631 and encodes 336 amino acids. Lineage: Eukaryota; Metazoa; Arthropoda; Insecta; Lepidoptera; Nymphalidae. Gene Ontology annotation, cellular component: sarcoglycan complex; membrane.